Puntigrus tetrazona (Sumatra barb) is the source of this 955-nucleotide messenger RNA. RefSeq names its product pleckstrin homology domain containing, family J member 1 (gene plekhj1). NCBI's taxonomy places the organism in Eukaryota, Metazoa, Chordata, Actinopteri, Cypriniformes, Cyprinidae. Gene Ontology annotation, cellular component: early endosome; recycling endosome; trans-Golgi network. Gene Ontology annotation, biological process: receptor recycling; endosome organization; retrograde transport, endosome to Golgi. The coding region runs from base 292 to 762 and encodes 156 amino acids. The record is from RefSeq and is a predicted model, not a curated record. The transcript is spliced from 6 exons.
AAUUGUUUUAAAUGGUAAAUCAGCGCCCUCUUCCGGCCGCUCGUGUUCAGUUCCUGCAGCUCUCAGUCUCGGUGUGUUUUGGGUGUGUGUGUGUGUGUGUGUUUAGGACGCUUGUUUCAGUUCAUUUAGCGUUAAAGACGCGAUCGGAGGAGUUUCUGACCCCAGAAGAGACUAUGACUGAUAGCCUGGCUGAUGAGUAUCCGGUCCGACGCUGAUGCAGGGACGAAAACCGACGUUUAACGCGAUAAAAAUGCGCUUUGAUGAGACGAAACUGCUGUCACAGAGCUGAAGAUGCGAUUCAACGAGAAAGAGCUGGUGUUUCUGAGCCGCCAGCCGUCCGAGAGAGUGGCCGAGCUCGGCAUGAAAGGCCCGAAGAAAGGAGACGUGGUGAAGAGGCGCGUAGUGAAACUGAUCGUUAAUUUCCUCUUUUACUUCCGGACCGACGAGGACGAGCCAAUCGGAGCUCUGCUGCUGGAACAGUGUCGCGUGGAGAGAGAAGACCAGCACGUGUUCUCCAUCGUGUUUCUGGACGAAGCCGAGAGGAAGUAUUUGUUCGAGUGUGAUUCUCAGGAACAGUGUGUGGAGUGGAUUGAUGCUAUCGUUAAAGCCAGUUAUGAAUUCAUGCGUAAGAACCUGAUCUACUAUCGCACGGAGAUCCACCGGCUGACCGGCAAGGACCCGCUGGAGCAGUAUGGGAUAUCAGACGAAACACGCUUUCAGGUCAACAGUGGUCUUCCUCCGCUGCCUCCGCCGCUCACAUGAACACACUCUCUCUCUCUCUCUCUCGGCUGUUUUGGGGGUUUUCUUCUCUUUUCAGUCUGCCAGUAUCUAUUACUGUACAUUCUGACCUCUGUAACCUUUCAUUUUUUUGUGAGUCAUGGGAGAAAUGUGUAAUAUUACUGUAACGAGUGUCUGCUGAGCUUGAGCCAACUGCUAUUAAAGUUUCUUCCCCGUA